AUGGAAUUCAAAGCUUGCAAUAGUUUUGAAGAUGGGAAAGUAGGAGGGAAAGGAUGUCGAUAUGUUUGGUGCGGGGCGAAAGAUGGACAAUUGUUUGAAUAUGAUUGUUUCGAACGACGGAUGAUAGAUUCAAAAGCAUCUUUACACUCUGCAUCUAUUAUUGGAAUCUUUAGAUGUAAAUUUGGAGGGAUGUGUACGUUGGACGAAACCGCCAAAGUGCAAAUCUGGACGAAUCCGAUCAGUCCCAAGAUUGGAGUGAAAAUUUCAGGAACUGCAAGAGCUCAGAGGGUUGCAGAUAAGACUAAUUUUGCUGCAAUGUUAAGUCAUCAGCUAUGGACCUCCUCGGGACCUUCUGGAUCUAAAUCAGCUUCAACUUUGGCACAACGUAGUCCAAGCAUCAGAGUUUAUGAUCCUGAUCCUACUCAGGCUUGGACCGUUACGCCCAGACCAUUGAGUAUUCCUGAUAAUGGGUCGACCAUUGGGGCUGUGAGUGCUGGAGCAGUGAUACCUUCAACACCGUCAAUUGUUUAUCUUGGUCACGAAACUGGUCAUGUUUCGAUUUGGAACAACAAAGAGGAGAAGAAUGGAGGGGUUGGGUUUAAGAAACUGAUCAAGAUCUCGAAUUAUCAAAUCACUGCCCUUGAAGGUGUUACCAAAUAUCUUUGGGCAGGCUUUAGGACGGGUAAUGUGUAUGUCUAUGAUACCUGUGAGCAGCAACAAGAUGAUUCCGGUGGCGGUGGUGGCGGGUGGAAGGUAUUGAAAGUCUGGAAAGCUCAUAAAGAAUCUAUCACCAGAAUCGUGGUUGAUCCUAGUCUAUUGUGGGAUGAUGAAGCUAGUAAACUUCAUGUGGCUACAACUAGUACAGAUUGGAAAGUUAAAUUAUGGGACGGAACCAUGGGUGCAGAUUGGCUAGCGACUGAAAUGAGAAAACGAGAAUCAGAGUUUUGUGCUUAUCGACCGAUGAGAGUCUUGAUAUGCUCCUGGAAUAUCGACGCAUGUAAACCUAGCGAAUUGAACGGGACGAGUGAUAAUUUAAACUUUUUGGAUGAUGUUUUGAAAUCUAGUGAAGAAAGUCCAGAUGUGAUUGUCUUUGGGUUCCAAGAGAUGAUCGAUCUUGAUAACAAGAAACUUACAGCCAAAACCGUUCUGUUAGGUAGUCGAAAGAAAGGAGCUGAGAAACUUUCUGAUGCGGUUUCUCAAUCUUACAGACUUUGGCAUGAUCGACUGGUGGCGGCUGUUAGAUUGGCUAUGCCAGCUGAUGAGCCAUAUGUGGUGGCUCAUACGCAAAACUUGGUCGGGUUAUUCACUUGCGUAUUUGUCAAAGUCUCUGAGCGGGCAAAAAUGAGGGACAUAGCCAUUACAACGGUGAAGACGGGAAUGAAAGGUCGGUAUGGUAAUAAGGGUGCGAUCAUAGCGAGAUUUGUGGUAGAUGAUUCUUCGAUUUGUUUUAUUAAUUGUCAUCUAGCAGCAGGACAGAAAAACCUUCGACAAAGACAUGAAGAUUUGAUUGACAUUUUAGAAGAAAAAUCAGGAUUUCCAGAUCCACCGGAAUCGACUUCAGGUAGUGGAGGAGCGAUAGGAAAUGCAUAUGUAGGGGGAGGAAAUGGAAGUGCGAUUGCAGAUCAUGAGAUAUGUUUUUUAUAUGGAGAUUUAAAUUAUAGGAUCGAUAGAGGUAGAGAAGAAGUGAUUAGAGCGAUUGCAUCAGGAGAAUAUUUGAAAUUAUUGGAAGAUGAUCAGUUAAGGAAAGAGAAACGGUUUAAUGCUGGAUUUAGGUUGAAAAGUUUUAGAGAAGCUCCUAUUACUUUUCAUCCUACUUAUAAAUAUGAUCCUGGAACUCAUAUGUAUGAUUCAUCGGAGAAAAAUCGAGUACCAGCAUGGUGUGAUCGAAUAUUAUAUAGAACUCCCAAUACAAAUCAAGAAGUUCUUAAUCAAUCAGAAGAAAUCAAAUUUAAACCAUUGGUGACCAGUUUGAAUUAUAAAAGAUAUGAAGUGAAUAUCUCAGAUCAUCGACCAAUCAGUGGUAGUUUUUUAGUUUCAGUCAAAUCGAUUGUUCCAGGACUUAGAAGAGGGAUUUGGCAAGAAGUUUUAGGUAGAUGGAAAGCUUAUGAAGUAGAUGUUAAAGAAGUGGCUAGAGGUUAUUAUUCUGGUUUAUAA
Messenger RNA from Melampsora larici-populina 98AG31, 2154 nucleotides. RefSeq lists its product as uncharacterized. The coding region runs from base 1 to 2154 and encodes 717 amino acids. NCBI's taxonomy places the organism in Eukaryota, Fungi, Basidiomycota, Pucciniomycetes, Pucciniales, Melampsoraceae. The record is from RefSeq and is a predicted model, not a curated record. Gene Ontology annotation, biological process: phosphatidylinositol dephosphorylation. The transcript is spliced from 7 exons. Gene Ontology annotation, molecular function: protein binding; phosphatidylinositol-4,5-bisphosphate 5-phosphatase activity.